CAUCUCUGGAUUUCCAAAAAAGAAAAGAAUUUGUUGAGUUACUAGUUUUGAUUUGCCUGCCACCGAUAGGGGGCGGUGGAUCAAAAUUCAGUGCUUUGAACGUUGAAAUUUUGAGUAUUUCCAACCUGAACUCUCUCUCUUUUUCUCCCAUCUUGUCAUCAACAUUUUUUCUUCAUUGGUAUAUGCUUGAGGAGGGCUUGUGAUUUCAACCCUAAUUGGAAAGCCAACAAAGUCAUCAUCAUCACAUGGUUGAUUCAAACAUUUCCUAGCGCUAGAGAUAGCUAGUACCAACACUUCUGAAGUGAAAGGUUAGAGGGUGCCAAAAUUCAGAGGGUUUCAUCUACAAAAUGACGUCAGCUGCGGUGAAAGGCCAGAUGAAAGGCCUCCUUAAAGGCCUUAGAUACAUAUCUCAAAUAUUUGAUGAGGAGGAAGAACACCAGGAGAUAGAAAUUGGGUUCCCAACUGAUGUAAAGCAUGUGGCACAUAUAGGAUGUGAAAAUUCAUCAACAACUGCACCAAGCUGGAUGACUGAGUUCAAAGAACCAUCGGAACUUCAACCUGGAGCAACAGAAGAAAACUCCAAUAAGAUGCCUGAAGAGAAUAGUGAUACCAACAAUAAUAGUAGCAAAGGUGAAGGGAAGCGAAGCCACCACCUUCGAAAGCCGAGGCAACGUUCUGCAUCAACAGACCAAUCCUCUUCAACCAACUCUCCACCAAGAGAGGGUUCUUCCUCCGUCGAAGGAUCGUCGUUGAAUCCCAACAAGCCCUCUCGACGACACCAUUCCUCCGAAUCUGCUAGAAGGCACCACCGUCACUCGACGGAGGAGGAAGAAAACAACAACAAGCCCAAACACUCUCAUCGGAGAAAGUCCAAAACAUCCUCUGACGACAAGGAAGGUUCCGCUAGGCCCAGAAGCCGAAGGUCCUCCAAGAAUGAUUCCUUGUCUGAUAUCUCUUGUACAGAUCUUGGGCCUGGGCCUGGGCCUGGGUCUGCGGCCCAGUAGAUUUUCUAUCUUGAGGAAUAAUAGUAUAUUUUAUUCAGUUUCAGACAAAAACAAAAACAUUUUUUUAUUAUAUUUUAAUUUUUUUUGGGUACUAUGGAGGGCCAAAGCUCAGGGAUUACACUAAAGUCCUUCUAGGAAAGGAUUACAAAAAGCAUAUCGACCAUUAGAGAGAGAUUUCAGGGGCAUGGAUUUAAUCUUGCUUUGUUAAUUAUUUAUACAACAUGAUCUUGUUGCUUGAUGUUUUGACAUCAACUCUUUAAAUGCCACUGUUCUUUUAUGUUUC
Messenger RNA from Lotus japonicus, 1287 nucleotides. Its product is annotated as CRIB domain-containing protein RIC10. The record is from RefSeq and is a predicted model, not a curated record. The coding region runs from base 348 to 1004 and encodes 218 amino acids. The transcript has 5 exons. Lineage: Eukaryota; Viridiplantae; Streptophyta; Magnoliopsida; Fabales; Fabaceae.